CCGGCGGCGGCGCUACAGCGCUCGCCCCCCUCCCCCAGCGCCGGCCCAGGAGGGAGGCGGCCCGAGCAAGAUGGCGGCGCGAGUGCUGCUGCGGUGGAGCCCGGCGGGAGCCGGCGCCGUGCCGCGUCUCCCGCCCGGCGGCGGCCUAGCCCUCAGGGGGAUGGUAUCUUCAGCUAGCAGACCUCGUGAAGACAGUUGGUUAAAAUCGCUAUUUGUUCGCAAAGUCGAUCCAAGGAAAGAUGCUCACUCCAACCUUCUAGCCAAAAGAGAGACCAGCAGUCUGUAUAAACUACAGAUUCACAAUGUAAAACCAGAAUGUCUAGAGGCCUACAACAAGCUUUGUCAAGAGGUGCUGCCAAAGAUUCAUGAAGAAAAACACUACCCAUGUGCACUGGUGGGGACUUGGAACACGUGGUACGGAGAGCAAGAUCAGGCUGUUCAUCUAUGGAGGUAUGAGGGAGGCUACCCAGCUCUCAAUGAGGUCAUGAGUAAACUCCGUCAAAAUAAGGAGUUCACAGAGUUUCGCAAAGAACGAGGUAACAUGCUUCUCUCUCGCAAGAACCAAUUACUGCUGGAAUUCAGCUUCUGGAACGAACCUGUUCCCAGAGAGGGGCCGAAUAUUUAUGAACUGAGAUCCUAUCAACUUAGACCUGGAACUAUGAUUGAGUGGGGAAAUUACUGGGCCCGUGCAAUUCGUUUCCGACAAGAUAAUAACGAAGCAGUUGGAGGAUUUUUCUCACAGAUUGGACAGCUGUAUAUGGUUCAUCACCUUUGGGCUUACAAAGAUCUCCAGACCAGAGAAGAUAUAAGGAAUGCUGCGUGGCAUAAACCUGGCUGGGAUGAGCUAGUCUAUUACACAGUGCCCCUUAUUCAGGAAAUGGAGUCCAGAAUCAUGAUACCAUUGAAGAUUUCUCCACUUCAGUAAAGUCAUUGAUUUACUUGUGCCUACAUAGAUAAAGUGACAAGUAUUUGUCUUAAUUAAUUUAUGGUAUACAUUGUAUAUCAUAGUCAAAAAUAUAAAAGUACUGUAUUGAGCUUAUAAAGGAGACCUCUUUUCUUCAGAAUCUAGUGACCUUUUCCUCUUGGGAUUGUACCGGAAAAAAAGAAAUACAGGCCUGUAGCUAAAAGGUUGGUUAAUUCUAAAGAAACUCCUCAGGUUAAGUAUGGCAUAUGGUUUUUAAUAUCUUCUCCUAGAUAGAAAGUGCCCGUUGUUCACAACAGCAGUAGAAUGGAGUGUUGUAGUUGCUGUGGCCUUUGUGUAGCAUUUAUAAUGACUGCAGAUUGAAAAAAACAAUGGGGAAGUUCUGCAAUCAGGAGCUUUGAAACCCUCAUGCAGCUGACCUAGCUGUUCUAGCAGGGCUGAAAGCACUAAGUAGCUCUAAAUUUACUAAUAGACGGUUAUUAAUUGAGGAUAAUAUCUGUCAGGUGAUAGCUUAUGGGCAGAGAAUAGGGCAUUCUGUUUUGCAAGGACACUGAAACUUGAUGAAACUUACACAUUUUUCUAGAUAUCAACAUCUGGAAUUAAUCUUGUGAAAUUAUGUAGAGCCUUUUUUUUUUAGAAGUAUGACCCACUGUUUCCAAAGAGAUACUGACAUGACAUGGUUGUCUGAACGUCCUGCAGAGAAGCAAUUUCAGUGAAAUAAAUUUAUCUAUAGAAAUAAAUCUAGGAAAAGGGGUUUUAUUUAAUAAGCAAUCAUGACUUCAGACAUAUGCUUGGUCAGGUGUUUCACUAACUGUACAGUAGGUACUUAAGAAUUAAUGUGUGAAACUGGCGCAUGCUGAGUCAAUAGGAUUGGCAUAGAGCAGUGUACCAUUAUGUCCAGUUCUAUUUUGGUUUCACUUUUAGACUAGAAAAUAUCAACACUUUUAGUGUCUGCAAUGAUGUGAACAUCCUGUAAGUGAAAAUAAUAAUCUCUUUUCAAAGUGGCUAGAAGAAUCAGUGUAACAUAGAGAAUGUACAAAUCAGUUACUGAAUGUCCAGUUUGUACAUUUCAGUGAGUUUCAGGAAAAACAUCGGUCAAUAAAAUCCUUUUAAUUUUCACAUA
Numida meleagris (helmeted guineafowl) is the source of this 2045-nucleotide messenger RNA. It is a transcript of the gene NIPSNAP2, whose product is annotated as nipsnap homolog 2. The record is from RefSeq and is a predicted model, not a curated record. Bases 71 to 925 code for a protein of 284 amino acids. Lineage: Eukaryota; Metazoa; Chordata; Aves; Galliformes; Numididae. The transcript has 10 exons. Gene Ontology annotation, cellular component: mitochondrion.